ACGCAGCCACAAAGUCACCACUACGCCUAAAACAAUCACACACAACGUUUAAUCAAAAGCCGCUAUCGCGCCGUAGGAGGAUUGCACUUGUGAAUGUCGUUCCUGGCCCCCCGGCUUGGCAUGGCUCAAGCUUCGACAUGAGUACAGCGUAUGAUGUAGCUGUUGAUGCUAUCAAGGCCGGUUUACCGCGUUGCCACGAAAGGCUCAGGACUGACAUCUACAAAGGAGCUCAGCCGGGCGUAAGGAGCGACUUACGAAUUACGUCGGAGGCGAAAGCGGCCGCUCUGGGCGCGCCGGCCCGGAAGCGAACUACCGGCCGCGACAUCCUCCGCGCGUUAGAGAACCGCCACCGGUGGUUGCUCUUCGCGCAACACUGCUACACAUGCCAGCUACCGGACGGUGCCUGCGAGCUCGGCAAGCUCUGCACCUAUGGCAAGAAAACUCUGAAGCACGUGUCGCACUGCGAGGCAGAGCGGGAUGAGUGCCCCUACCCGCGCUGCCGCCUUCUUAAGCCGCUGCUGUCGCACAGCCGGAGCUGCCAGGCGGCGAACUGCGCCAUCUGCGUGCCUGUAUGGAACUACAUCCAAAAGGACAUGCCCGCGACGGCCGGAGGCGGCGCGGGCGAGUCGCAGCAGCCGCAACAUCAGCAGCAGCCGCAACAGCCGCAACAGCCGCAACAAGGCGCCGACGUCAGGCCGGAGCUCAAACGCGAGCCGCAGGCAGGGCCCCACCAGAAGCCGCCGCCGCUGCAUCAGCAGCAACAGAACCAGCAGCAGCGGAAACCCGCCGGGCCCCACCCGGACCUGGAUGGCCGCGGCGAUGAUCGGAGUUUCAACGGCGGCCAGCAACACCCUCAACACCAGCAGCACCAACAGAACCCACACCAGCAGCAACCGCCACGCCCGGCCUCUCACGACGUGUUGGCAGAUGCUGCUGGGGGGCUCCGCGGGGCAACCUCAUCCUCCGGCCCGUCCUCCCGGGGUAGCUUUGGUGCCGCGGCGUCCGCCAGCCAUGGCAGCAGCGCCGUAAGCGACGACGGGCCGGAUGGCGUGGUGCGGGUGGCGGCGGUGGCGGCGGCGGCUGGCGUGCACGGCAAGUCGCUCGUACACGCGGCUGCAGACAACAUGCACUCGCUGCAUCUGUCUUCCUCGCCGCACCUCAAGUCCUCGGGCGCAGCCGCGCCGCACCGGCCGCCGGCACAGCCGUCGCCGCAGCCGACUCACCCAUCGCAAGCGCCGCCGCAGCAGACGCAGCAUCAACCGCAACAGCACCAGCAGCUGUCGGACGGUGCGCCUGCCGGCGGUGUUGCAACCGCCGCCGGCAAUGCGUCACACCCAUCCCAUCAGUACAACAGCAACGGUACGACGCCGUACACGGUCCAGUCGUACUCGAGUGGUGCGGCGCCGCCGACGGCAGCAGCAGCAGCUGCUGUUGCUGCUGCUACAGCUGCAGCCAGUGGCGGGGGGCGCGAUCCUGGAUCUGGCGUGGGGGUCACGUGCGGUGGCGACCUCGGCGGUGGCGGCGGCGGCGCCGCAGCGGCCUCCGCUGCAACGGCGAAAGCCGGCAGCAGCAGUAUCACCAUGAACGGCACCCCGCGCCAGCCCAUCCCCGUCAACAGUGCCGCGAUGUCGUCACAGCCAGUUCCGCACGCGCCCGCGCUUGUACAUAGCUACCCGCCUGGCCCUUCUCCGGCGGCAUACGGGGCCUACUUUCCGCAUCUGCCACCAGGCAUGACCGCGGCAGCGCCGCCGCCGCAUCUAGCUGCUGCCGCCGCCGCCGCCGCCGGGCCACACCACCCUGGCGCCGCCGCCACGGCGGGAGCCAACGGCAUCCCGGCUUCAUGGCUGUCGCUGCCGCCAGGCGUUGUGCCGCCGUCGGCCGCCGCCGUCGCCGCGGCGCUGGGCGCCAGCCCAGCCACGCCGUCGCCGGGGCCGCCGGGCGCCGCGGCGGUGUGGCAGGGGCAGGCGGCGGCGGCGGCCGCCGCGGCAGUGGCGGCGGCCUCGGCGGCCGGGCGGCCGACAGGCGCGCCGCCGCCGGGAGCGCCGCCGCCAGGGUCCUUGUACGGCAUUCCGCACGCCGCCAGUACGGCGGGCGCGCCGCCGGGGUCCUCACCGCCAGGCCUUAGUCACCACCCGUACGGCGCUGCGCCGCCGCCGGGGUCGUACACUCUCGCCAGCGCGCCGCUCCUGUUUUGGCAACCGGCGGCGGCGGCGCACCACCCAGCGGCUGGUCAGUACGCACGGUUAAGUGCCGGCCACGCAGGCCCCAGCGCCGCCGCUGCUAGUGCCGCCGCCGCCGCGGCGGCAGCCUCCGCCACCAUCGUCCCACCUCCCGCGCCGCUGCACACCGGGCCGGCUCCUGUCCUGCAGCCGCCGCCAGCAGUGCCUGGGGCGGCGGGGGCGGCCGCGCCGCAUCCGUUGUUUGCGCCACCGGGCGGCGCAGCCGUCACGGACGGUGGGCAAGGCGGCGGCGGCGGCGCCGGGGCCGUGGCACAGCUCUGGAGCUACCUCCUGCGAUGAUAGCAGUGUUGGUGGUGGGUGUGCUGGUCUGUACAAUGGGGCUGUACCCCAGUACAGCUGGUGUUGGCGUUGUUGUGCUGACGUGGGGAUUUGGUGGAGGUGAUGGUGUUGGAUGGUGAAAGCGUGGGCGUUGGUCCGGGCACUGCUGUCGCGAUGCGCUGCUUCGCGGCUUUCAUCAUUUCGUAUGGCGGCGGGUACUCCGCCAGUGCGUCGCCAACACGCGGCAUGCCGAGCCGUCACCGGAUUCCAUGGCCAGCGGCGAAGCAGCGGAGACUGAUGUCCGAAGGAUGCCACUACUAAUUCAGCUUACUGAUAUUGUCGCAUGCGCGGUGUUAACUCGUGCGGUUUAUGUGUGAAGCUAUCUAGUGCGAAGCGCUCAGAGCUACUGAUUCGGACCGAGAGCCGCGGCUGUGAGUAGUCUACCAAUACCGACGGUGUUGCGUUUGUGGCAGUUGCGAUUCCCGCGAUGCACGAGUGACAUGUCCACCCGCAAGGGACCUACAGCUGUAGGUAGGAGGCGAGAGCUGCUGGGUUGUGUGUCCUUGCGGCGUCGCGGCAGAGGUUGUUUUGAAGCCGCGCCGUUGUUCAAGGGCACCCUCUUCGUGAGAAGAAGGGUACGUGAGCGUUGAGAGCUUGAGAGGUGGCAGGCAGGAACGUGAGUGACACACAUGCACACGCUUGGCAGACUUAGUAAUGGGAGGUGCCGCGACUCAAUUGGCGCGGCUCCUGCAAUCAAUCCAACUUGGGCUAACGCCCUGCGAUGUAGGUGUUGGUGUGCGUGUGCUGACUUCAAUUCUUCAUGCUGCGAUGCUGGGAGCAUGCGUGUUGCGCGGGCUUUUGAAGGUGCGUGGCUUGUGGGUGGGCAGGGGAAGGCGAUGCGGCGGCUGGCUCGAGUUCUCAGCUCAGGAACCCGUGUGAGCAGUUGGUGGAUGGGCACGCAGUGUGUGCGCGGGCACAUAUGGGUUGCGGCUGCAGUUGUUGUUACCACCCACGCAAGCAAGCGUGCUUGUGCUCAAGCCCCGCGGCCUGCAUGCCUCAGCACUUGGGCUGUACGUUUGGUCCUAAUCUUUUUUGUUUGUGUAUUUCUUUCUGACGAGUGCCGAUGCCAUGACAGUUGUGCAGGGCGCAACCGAAGUUAGGAAAACACAGUACACAUACGUGUGUGGCGUCCUCACUAAGCCUUGCGUGUGGGCACAAAGCGACCAGCCGAGCGGGCUGCGCGGAAGUGGGCAGGAGCAGGAUAGAGGCGUGUACGUGCAAGUCUUGUACAGGUGUACGUGUGUGUUCGUGUGUGUGGAAGCGAGUGCCUGAAGUUGCGAGACGUGUGUGGCAUGCGUCUGUCCCCCCUUCCUAAAUUUCGUAAUCAUUGUGCAUUUCGAAAGCACCCAUGCGCGUGGGCCUAAAGAGCACUGUUGUGGGCGUUUGAGUGGGCACGGACUGGCGCACGGCCCGGCAGGGAACCAAAAAAGCCCACCACACCACCCGGUGCAAGCACCUUUGCCAGUGCGGCUGCGUGUGUCGAGCUAAGUGGCUCUUGAGGCAACGGCGCUGGGACAAAGCGCACCGCGGGAUGCUGAUGCUCGGCGCACAGGCUGUCGGUAUCUGACCGUGCGCAGGAUGUGCCUAUGUUGUGAAUGGUAUAAAUAGGUGUGCAGCAGUACCGUAUACUAAGUAUGAUGGCGCAUGAAAGCUCUCGGGGGAACCCAAUUCCUAAAGAAGCGUGCUCGCACCCUUGCCUAAUCAAUUACUCAUGCUUGCGUGAGAGUGCGUGAAACUUUGGGGUGUCUGACACCAGACCUCCAAGUGUCAUGCGUUGCUGUUUGGGUGUGUGCAUGCGUGUUGAUGCGCGUGUGUGGGUGUGCAGGCACAUCAACUGCGCCAGGGGGUGCAGCAAAGGGACAGUAGGUAGAAAGCAGUGUGUGUGCGUGUGUGUGCGCGCAUGCGCAGCCCGAACCUCCCGCCAUGGCGACUGGAAUCCCGGGACGAAAGGUUAUAGGGAGAUAUAUACAGAUGGUUUGUCGUGGAUGCUGUUGCUGCAUUGCGCGCAGUGUGUGCGUGUGUGUUUCUGUGGCAACGCCGGCACACCGACAGCGCAGUGCCAGGCACUUUGUGUGCGGAGCAGUGUGAGGUGUGGCACCGCCGUGCGCCACGGGUUGGGCGCCAUUCCAGCAGGACAUGACGCUUAUGCAUGGUGAUGCGUAAGGGCGGGGCAUUCAAGUCCCGCCCGCGCCACCACUUGUAACUCAGAGAGUCA
Molecule: messenger RNA, 4773 nt
Organism: Chlamydomonas reinhardtii
Lineage: Eukaryota; Viridiplantae; Chlorophyta; Chlorophyceae; Chlamydomonadales; Chlamydomonadaceae
Exons: 3
Coding region: 138-2519 (793 amino acids)
Biological process (GO): positive regulation of transcription by RNA polymerase II
Cellular component (GO): transcription regulator complex; histone acetyltransferase complex
Molecular function (GO): histone acetyltransferase activity; chromatin DNA binding; transcription coactivator activity
Source: RefSeq, a predicted model, not a curated record